Molecule: messenger RNA, 5530 nt
Organism: Sphaeramia orbicularis (orbiculate cardinalfish)
Lineage: Eukaryota; Metazoa; Chordata; Actinopteri; Kurtiformes; Apogonidae
Gene: hps6
Product: HPS6 biogenesis of lysosomal organelles complex 2 subunit 3
Exons: 1
Coding region: 374-3211 (945 amino acids)
Biological process (GO): lysosome localization; protein localization to membrane; organelle organization
Cellular component (GO): BLOC-2 complex; lysosomal membrane
Source: RefSeq, a predicted model, not a curated record
UCUCGGUAUCCGGAAAUUAACAAUCCCGUGAUGCCAGAGGAGUGUUAGCAUAGCAUCGGAAUGGCCAGAGUGUCUCUCAGGACUUAAAACUUACUUUAUCGACCUCUGUAACCCAACAGUUUAUCUCCGUUUUCCUCUUCUGACAUGGGGUUAACGCGGUCGAAUGGUGUUAAGUGAUGUAUCCCUCCGCUCGGACGUUAACGGGAUGACGGCUCCGUAGGUCCUAACGGGAUGCCGUUCAGCUAGCCGCUCCGCCGUCCUGGGUCAGAUUUACGUGCCACACACACCACACACAAGCUAGCAGGUUAGUUAACACUUAGUGGCGAGUUAAUUCCAGCCUUUAUUCGGCUGCUAAAAGUGGAAACAGGACGCCAUGGCUCGGUUCGUGUUGGAGCAGCUGUCAGACUUCGGGGACUAUACUGGCAACCGGGACCUGAACGAACUCCUGAAAAUGAACAUCAACGAGCAUAAAAACAGCACAAAUGUCCGUGUGAGCCCAGAUGGACGUCACAUUCAUGUCAUCCUCCGCAAGCCUAAGGUUGGUCUUGUGACUUUUGACAAAUACGAGAGACCCCAGCUGACCCAGAAGAAGCUGGAUCUGUGCCUGACGCGGACCGUCCCCAUUGUGGAUGUGUUGUAUCUGGACCAGAACCACAGCACCAGCAGGGGCUCGGCGGUGGUGGCUGUGGUUUAUGAGAAUGGAAAAGCUGAGUUUUGGAGAUUCCAGCAGUGUAAACCAGGCUGGCAUCUCCUGCAGACGUCGGAUUUGUGCAACAGCCCCAGAGCCAGGGUGGUGUCUGUCUGUACCUGCUCCAACCUCAUCGUCUGGUGUGAGGAGAGGCCCUCCUCGGAGAGCUCCCCAGCCCUGGGCUCUACCAGGAAUAAACUCAAGUACUGUGUUUGCAGACGUGACUUUGAGGUAGAGGAGGGGGCUGUGAGUUUAACAGGAGUAAAAAUAGCCCUCCACAAUAACCCAAAGUUCAAUGUCAUCAGCUCAGGUGAAUAUGUGCAUCUCCUCCCUGACCUGAAAACAAAGCCUCUGUUGAGCAUUUCUAAAUUCCUCCUGUCAUGGUGUCCUCGCCGUGAUACCUUCAGAGUUAACACCACCUGUAAAAGCACCCCACUGAAGGAAGACACACUCUCUGCUAAAGAAUCUGACUUUAAGAAGUUGGUAACAGACUGUUUAGGGUAUUUAUCAACUCUUGAGCCACCAGAGAUCUAUGACUUUUCACCUACUGGUUUUGGUGGUUUAUUGCUUCUGCUCAGUACUGGGUGGGUGUGUCUGCUGCAGAGAGAUGGGAUGCUGCGACAAGUUUACAAAGUAGCAGAAAACUGCAUGGUAAAGUUUGGUACUCACACAAGCCUCUGUAUAUACCAGGACACUGUGGCACUACUGCUCGACCAGAACCUGCAUCUGAUAGACUUGAACUGUGGACUGCAACUGAACUGCAAGGAGCAGGAGAAGAUCUUACUGAAGAGUCGAGGGUUCUUAUUCAUAAAUCAGGCAGAGAGAUGGACUCCCCACCUCCUCUCAGAGACUGGACUUUAUGUGGUGCACCAGGGAACAGACACCAGGGACUUAAAUUGUAAGAUAAAACUGUCUAGUUUUGGUACAGUGGAGAGUAUCCAACCUGGAGCCCUGCUGGUGGAGGCUGUCUUUGAGGAGGCCUGUAAAUACUACCAGCAGAGGAGCCUAAGCAGCACCCAGCUCACUGUAGAUGCGCUGAAGAAAGGAGGUAGGUUCCAGGCUCCUAUCUCUUUAGCCUCCAUCCUCAGGAACUACCUCAGCACAGGCGUGAAGCAGAAGGGACCAGAGCUGUCCCAGAAUGGAGGAGGGGGUGGGUGUAUGGCAGGGCAAGACAAGCUAAUGGGUUCUCUGGAGGCUGAAUUGAAGGCUUUGGUCUCACUGGAGGAGGUGAAAAUGAGUUUAGUGAGGGGAAAUGCUAAAGAGGUGGAGGCUUUAUGUGACAGUCUAGUGGAGAAAGAAGUAGCAAGGCUGCUGUCAUCCCCGGAGCUGGAUAAAGAGGCUCUGCUCUACCUCAACUCCAUCUUCAGUAUAUUUCCCUGCCAGGCGUGGAAGGCGGCACAGGCAACCCUGCAGCUUCACUACAAUGGAGAGGCCUGUCUGUCCAGCAGUGCUCCCCCUGAUAUAUGGAAAACUGUUCUCAGUCCUGCACCAACUUCCAGUCCUCCUAUCAAUGUUAAUAUGACCAAUGGUGAGCCAAAACAUAAGCACAGCUCAAAGGGCAACCGUGUUACCAACUCUAAAAUCAAACCUACAAGCUCCACUCCCCCUGCUGUCCUGCCUGUGUUUGAACUCCUCUGCCAUUCCAUUUACCACUUUCAGCCCAGUUGGCUGCCCAGGUUCCUCGAGCUCUCCCAGCAACAGCAGGGCUCAGCUGGACUCGGCCUGAGCCUGGCUUCUACCACCUGGGGUUUCUCCAGUGGAAGAGGAGCAGAGAGUGCUGAGAAUAAUGUGCCGCUUUACAAACGAGCUUUGUGUGUCUUAUCCAACCUGAAUUCAGACAGAGAACAGAACCAGGAUUUGGAGGUGGAGCUGCUGCUGGUCAGCGGGCGGCCCAACGCCAUCCUCCAGGCGUUGAGGAUCUUAAUGGUCAGACAGGAGUGGGAGCGGGUCACGAAGGUGGCUCAGAAGUUCUGCAAGCAGAGUCCGCUGCUGAAUAAGGAGAUUUUCACUACUUUGCUCUGUGAGGUGGCCCAGCACAGAGACCUGGAUCCCUACCUGGACCUGCUAUGGGCCCUUUGCCCAGAGGACAUCACUGUCACUACCAUCCUCAACAUUGUCCUUAAGCACCUCCCCGCCCCUAAAACCCAGUCCUCAUCUUCCUUCCCCAUGUCCAGCUCUACUUCCUCCUGCUCAUCCUCUUCCUCCUCCCCUGCCCCCUUUGCAGACUCCCAGAGCAGCCAGCUGACCAUCGGCCUGCUCAAACCUCUGCUUAGGAAAGUUCUUCAGAGGGAGACCAAGCCCAGCCAAUGUUAUGCUGACAUCCUCCAGUCACCAUCAUAUCCGCCUCCAGCCCCUCCCCGCCAGCCUGCAGAGGCACUCAGGACUGUGACAGAUGUGAGCAAAGACUCAGCUCUAGACAACAACCUCCCCACAGCUGCCCUGUCGGAGUCACCUGAGCAGCAGCCGUCCACUUACACACCUGUCCAGAGGGUGAGGAUGGCACUACCUGCUAAUCUACUCUGAUUUAAUUAACUUGUAAUAUUUAACAUGAACAAGCACAAUGAUAAUACACAAAAUAGAACCACAAUCUGACCAAAUCUGACCAUGUGUAAUCUGACCAAACUGUGAGGUAGGGCUGAAUGAUUUGCAUUAAAAAAAAAAAUCAUAUUGCAAUUAUUAUGGUUGUGACAUCAUGUCGUAAUUUUAGUGGGAAUGACUAAAGAAAUUUAAAAAUGGUGUGAUCUUGCGGGGAUGGAAGCCUGAGCAACUGCAGUGCUUCAUUUAUAACAUUAAUUUAUGACACAGUUUACUUAUAUAUCACCAUAUUGCAAUUUUGACAAUAUUUGAAUGAAUUGUUCAGCCCUACUGUGAAGUAGUUUGUUUUCUGCCUAAACAGUACAGUAUGACAAUCAAAAGAAAACAAUAUUGUUGUUUUGCAGGUAAUGACAGUGUAAUGCAGUAUAUUUGGUAUAAUUCCCAUAGUGUUUUUAAUAGGUUGGUAAAGUCACAUGAAGUAUGACUACUAGAAACUAUGAAAUGACUACUGAAGAUCAUACCAGGGUAAAUACUGGAUGUAAUUCUAAGUAUUAAUAUGUAUAUACUGUAUAUGCCAUGUUAUUUAUCUCUUAAGCCUUAAAUGCCCAUGGGCAUGUGCAUGUUAUAGCAUAAUCUUGCAUCAAAUAUGCUUAGCCUAAAGCAGAAUAGCAGUGUUGAUGAUAAAGUAUUGUGUUAACACAGUAUAGUACCUAAUUUACUCUGUCAACAACAAAGCCACUAUCUUCCAUUUCUGGGAAUCUGUGCGUAGAAUACAAUCACAAUCAGUCUUGGCCUUUAAAGUAGCUGAUUCCUGCUAAUUGUAGCCAAGUAUAGCUGCCUUCUCUUGUACCGUGCGCUUAAUGUCAAAGUGCAUUAGACAUUCAUGCAGCCGGUAAUCUACUGAGUGCUAUUCAGACAAGCUGGUCUUUGUGUUUGAAUGUUUGUUUAGAGUGAGGUAUGUUUCAGAAGCGGACGGAGGGAGUCCAAGGUUCCUUUUGCCAAUUUUGUUUUCAUAUUAAACAUAAGAGCUCAAUCGUUAACCUGGUUCCCAUACACUCCAUGCAUACAUCUAACAUCUGUAAACCAAACUUUAAAACUGUACUGCCUGUCCCACUUUAUGUUUCCGGAGAACAUCUUGUCCGCUCUGCUCCUUUCACAGUUCGACUCACACGACAUUCCAGGCAGAAUACCCAGUAAAAGUGACUCAUAGUUUGACUUCAAAUUAAAUUUUGAAGGUAAUUUUGUUAGUGCUCUAGUGAGGCUGAGGCACAUUGUGACUAGCACAGGCACUGUGCUCAGAUAAGGUCACGUCUCCGUUAUAGGACCUAGUGACUGUAAUGAUAAUACAGAAUUUUGGUCUCUGUCUUCCCCCCUGCCAGGUUUCCACAAGCAGAUUGCACUUUUAUAUCUCAGACAGUAUUGUUUGUGCCAUUCUUUUGUUGCAUGUGGUGAACGUGUUUCGAUUUAGUGAUGUUAACAAAAGUCCUCCAGUGCCUAUAUGUUGGCUUUUCUUUUCAGCAGUUUUGUACAGAAAUGGAAGCCCUUGAAACAAAUUAUUUAUUUCCUAAUUGUCAUUGGAAGACAGUGAUUUUAGUUUCGCAGUCUUCCAUGGACAUAUGAGGUACUGAUAAAAAAAACAAAAAAAAACUGACAUGUCUUAAUUGUUUAGUGACAACCUGAAAAGACUCUAAAGUGCUGCAGAACAAUCAGAGUGCCUUUUCGCAGUGCUGCUCUUCAUUUACAGGGUAGUGUCACAUUUCUGCUGUGUCUCUGCAGCGUCACUCAGACUGAGUGUCAAACCGGUGUUAUUAUAUUCAGUAUUGAGAGGUUUUCUUUUGUUUUUUUUGUUGUUGUUUUUUUAUGCAAAUCAGCUUUAUCUUUGGGGGCAGUUUUAGAUCUGUUUAGUCAGAAACUGCUUAUAUGUGAAUUUUAAUAUCGAGUUCCUCCGCUUUGGGCUGGCUCAUAUUGGUAUAUAUUUGUAUCAUUCAAGUUGUGUGCAGUUGAACAAGCAUGAAAAAAUGCAGGGGACUGAGAAGUACAGUACGGUGCUGUAAACAUGUUUGAGCCCAACCCAGAGUCACUGGGAACUCCCUGACUUUACCAAACAGGCUCCUGAGCCUGAUGACAUGUAUGAAAGUUCAGAUGUUAAAUAUUAAUUAGCCUUAAAAGUUGCUUCUGGUUUCUAUUAACAAAUACAGUUUCACACUUAUGCUGUUGUGACUACAGACUUUUUGGUGAUGCUCUCCCUUCACAAGAAAUGUAUUUAUGAUUGAAAGCUGUCAACUAUUAAACUAAAGAUAAAACUUU